UUUACUGCUAACUUCAAUUUACUACUAUGCGCGGCUGAUUUGACUGUUCUUCCUGUGAAAUUCCACCAUUUAUAAUGAAUUUAGAACGAUUUCGAAACUUAAUCCGCUGUUAUAUUGAUAAGCAUCAAUAUGACAGUGCAGUUUUCUGGGCUGACAAGGUUGUCACAAUGUCAAAAGGUGAUGUCCAUGAUGUUUACAUGUUGGCUCAGAGUCUUUACCACACCAAACAAUACCACAGAGCGGCACAUCUCAUCAGGAACAGAAGAUUGGAUAAAACACACAAGGCUGGAAGAUAUUUAGCUGCAAAAUGCUUAGAAGCUGUACAGAAAUGGGAGGAGGCGUUGAAUGUCCUUGAAGGAUGUGAGGAGAGUGACAUCAUGAUCUUCCCACCGAGGAUCGAAGAGAUGAAACUAGAUGACCAGAAAGAUGAGCUGGACAGGAUCCCAUUACAAAAUGUUGAUAGCUCGAUGGCACUGUUGAGGGGUCAGAUCUACGAAGCUCUUGAGAAUCGUAUCCAGGCCUCAGAAUGCUACAAACAGGCACUGUUUGAAGACGUCCACUGCUACGAGGCAUUUGAAUUACUCGUCAAACACCAGAUGCUGACUGCAGAAGAAGAGAAAGAACUCCUUCAGUCAUUACCAAUCAGUGAACAGUGUCCCGGGGAAGAUUUGGAGUUUGUCAGAAGUCUUUACCAAAGUCUUCUGAAAAAAUAUGACAGGCCAGUAUCAACAAAGUUAGCAGACUCUUUGACAAGCCUCAAUACCAAUCUAGAUAUACAGACCAACACAGCAGAGAGACACUACUAUAACUGUGAUUUCAGGACCAGUUAUAAAAUCACUUGCAGUGUACUUGAAUCAGAUCCAUUCCAUGAGAGAUGUUUACCGGUCCAUGUAGCAACAUUAGUAGAACUCAAGAAAUCUAAUGACUUAUUUUACCUAGCUCAUAGAUUAGUAGAUCUUCAUCCUGAUAAAGCAGUAUCAUGGUUUGCUGUGGGUUGUUACUAUUAUCUCGUCGGGAAGAAUGAGCCAGCAAGACGGUUUCUAAGCAAAGCUACAGCAAUAGACCGUCUGUACGGUCCAGCGUGGCUGGCCUUUGGCCAUUCCUUCGCAGCUGAAGGAGAGCAUGACCAAGCGAUGGCAGCUUACUUCACCGCCUCGAGACUCAUGAAAGGAUGUCAUCUCCCGCUUCUUUACGUUGGAUUAGAAUACGGUCUUACCAAGAACUUCAAGCUAGCCGACAAGUUCUUCAUUCAGGCUUUAGGCAUAGCCAGCAGCGAUCCAUUCGUACUCCAUGAAAUGGGUGUGGUGGCAUUCCAUAAUGGAGACUGGGAGACUGCCGUCACGCAUUUCAACGAAGCCUUGGAUAUAGUACAGGACAUCAGCAAACAGACGCUAGCAGAUAAGUGGGAGCCGUUACUAAACAAUCUAGGGCAUGUCUACAGAAAACUCAAGAGAUAUGAAGAGUCCCUGGAGUACCAUCGGCAAGCAUUGAUCCUUAGUCCUCAGAAUCCCUCUACAUUCUCCGCCAUCGGCUAUGUAUACGCCCUCAUGGGCCAGUUCUCAAUAGCCAUCGACUACUUCCACAAGGCUCUUGGUGUGGGUCGUGAUGAUACCUUCUCAGUGACCAUGUUAACUCACAGUAUAGAGCAGUACAUCGGUGAGAUGUCACCUUGUACAGGAGGAAGCGAAACCGUCCCUGACCUGGAAGCAGUCGUCAAGGAGGAGGUCGUUGCUACGACGGAGAAAUCAAACUCGAGUGUGGACAUGGAGGUGGAGAUGAAUCUGGAGGACUCGCCAAUGCCGCAGAAGAUUGCAAAAUAGGAUCUAUAAACCAAGGACAGUAUCUGUAAUGAUGCAAGAAAUGUAAAGGCAAGAAUGUCCUUCAUUGGAUGUUAGGACACCUAUUAGUGUUGACUUCAGAAUUAUCUGCCUCAUUAGCUUUUCAAAGCUUUGCAGAUGAUACUGCAAAGAUGAUCUCUGAUGAUGCAAGAACUAUGAAGGUAAGAAUGUAACCCUUUAUUGGAUGUAAGGACACCUAUUGGUGUUAACUUGGGAAGUGUCUGCCUCGUCAACUUUUCAAAGCUUUGCAGAUGAUACUGCAAAGAUGAUCUCUGAUGAUGCAAGAACUAUGAAGGCAAGAAUGUAACCCGUUAUUGGAUGUAAGGACACCUAUUGGUGUUGACAUUGGAAUAAUCUGCCUUAUGAACUUUUGGAAGGCUACUGCAGGUGAUACCAGAGACACAUUUGUUGAAUGCACAUACAUGUAGGUAAUCUUGACAUCUGUUUCUUGUUCUGAGGAAUGAUCCGUCUCAUUGGCUUUUCUAAGACUUGCAGAUGAUAACAAAGAGAUGAUUUCUGAAGAUGAUGAUGCAAGAACUAUGAAGGGAAGAAUGUCACCGUUUAUUGGAUGCAAGGACACCUAUUGGUGUUGACAUCGGAGAAAUCUGCCUUAUGAACUUCUUGAAAACUGUUGCAGGUGAUACCUUCUAAAGACACAUUGGGUGCGAGAAACCUUGGUAGAAAGUGUGGAUUGAUGCCAUGCCAAAGGACGCUAGGCCACAGUGGGAUUUGAACACACGACCCUCUGAUCACAAGACGAGUCAGAACCACUACACCAUGAUGCUUAGGUGCAAGAUCAAGAAAUCUAUGUAAUUUUGAAAUUGGUUUCUUUUCCUUAGGAACAAUCUGCCUCAUUGGUGUUUAUAUUCAAAGACUUGCAGAAGAAAUAGCAAAUGCCCAUACAUGUAAGGCUGUCUACCAAAACACCAAUCGCUUGUUUCACCCUGUACUCCUUUGAGAAGAUCUUAACCUAAAGAGUAUAAAUUAAAUCUUGCUUUAUGCUCCUUGUCCAAAUCUGUAACAUUUUUUUUCUGAACACCAACCCAUAUUGAGAACAUGUGUAGGACUUUCGCUUUAUGUGGGGACUUAUGCUUGAUUUGGAAUUUAUCAUAAUUUUCUUGUGAUACCCCCAUUUUGAAAUUAUACAUGUCACAUUUACUCAAUCACAGGGUUUCUUACCAAUUUCCUUUUUGCAGAUAUCAAACAGCAAAAUGCGCAACAUUUUUUACAGUGACAAAAAAUGUCAGGUAUUAAUAUUUUCACGGAAUACAAGACAUUGUUAACAGUAAUGAGUUUGAUCCAGAUUGUACUUUAGCUAUAAGCAUUACGUGUCAUGACCUUAUUCAAAGCAAGAAAAAAAUUAUAUUAUCUGUACUUGAGCUAUUCUUGUUCCUUUUUCAUCAUGAAUCAGCGUUUGUAUUGAGAACAAAAGUAACACAUUUGGGCUAUUUUGCAACUUUAUGGGGUAUUUCUUUAAAUAUCACUCCGACCCUUGGAUAGGACGUUAAAUGGAGGCCCGUGUACAGGAGAGUCACCACCUUUGCACGUUAAGAACACACUGCAUUAUUUGUAUAAGUUUAGGGGGAAAACCUGGUGUAGUGGUCCACCUGUACUCCCCCAAUCAGUUAUAACGGAAGGAGAGACCAGCCGGUCAUAGUGAUUCAGAUCGCUUUUCGCCUCCCAGGUACAGGUGAAGCCAAAACAAUUAAAUAAUUUCAGGGGCUAAAUUGCACUCGACUUAAAUAUAUUUUUCACUUUUUUUGCUGGUUUACAGUGAAAAUCUUAAUUUUAAUUUCAAGGAUACCAAUAAUAUUGUGAUGACAAUGGUAAUAGAUUGUGAAGAUUUUACUUUUGAAUGAUAUCAUACAUGAUGAUGUAUACAUUUUUGUACAAAUACAUACGCUAUUGCUUAGCAUAUUAAAUAUAGUCAUGAUUUUA
Messenger RNA from Lytechinus variegatus (green sea urchin), 3776 nucleotides. Its product is annotated as cell division cycle protein 16 homolog. Gene Ontology annotation, biological process: cell division. The transcript has 16 exons. The coding region runs from base 75 to 1820 and encodes 581 amino acids. Lineage: Eukaryota; Metazoa; Echinodermata; Echinoidea; Temnopleuroida; Toxopneustidae. Gene Ontology annotation, molecular function: protein binding. The record is from RefSeq and is a predicted model, not a curated record.